Messenger RNA from Heterobilharzia americana, 1224 nucleotides. Lineage: Eukaryota; Metazoa; Platyhelminthes; Trematoda; Strigeidida; Schistosomatidae. The record is from the annotation of a GenBank genome assembly.
AUGAAUGUACUCUAUCGAUGUACUGAAUAUUUUACUUGUGAAUUGACACGUUUUCUAUUAUGGCUUGAAAGUGGUAAACCAGCUGGUUUAAAAAUGAAUCUUCAUUUAGCUCAUUUAAUGGGACAAUUUUUUCUUUAUCAUAUAUUAGCUUGGCGUUCAUAUGUAACAUUUAUUAUCUAUUUAUUUAUGUAUAUAUUAAGUGUAUUAAAACAAUUAACUGAAGUCAAUUCAUUCAAUGUAUAUUUUUUAGCAAAUUUUACAACAAUUAUCUGUUUAAUAUUUAGUACAGUUUAUAUGUUAUCAUCGCUAUAUAAAGAGAAAAUGAUUAAUUUAUCCUUAAUCAAAGUAUUUAUGAUAUACUUUUCAACAAUAAUUCGUUUAAUGCUUGGAUUAUUUGCAUGUUUACUAUUAGAUAUCAUUGAAUUGAUGACAUUACAUUUGACCAGUUUCUAUAUAUAUGCUACACAUCUGCUUCGGUUGCAAUCGAGAACAAUAGCAGCUUCUUGGCGUUUGUGUCGUAAUAGUUCUAAAUGGAAUCCAUUACGUAAUCGUGUUGACAAAAUACCUGAUAUGUUUAUUGAUCCAAAUGAAUUAUUACUAACAAUCAGUUCAUUACACAAACGUAUCUCAACACCAUCAUCACCAUCAUUGAUAUCAUCUUCAUCUGAUAAAGAAAAUCAUCUACUACAAUAUGAUAAAGAAGUAGAGAAUUAUAGUGAAACGCCGAAGUCAAUGGAACAAAGAGAUAUGCUGUACAAAUUUGUUUCAAAUAAACAAAAUUCUGAUACUCUAAUUGACCAGUUGAAUAAACAAACAUGCGGUGUAUACCUUGAUCGUUUGUUAGUGUCUACAUUAUUAGGUCUUGCUAUUGGAUUGUGUUUAUACUCCACAACUAUAGCAUUCUAUAUUACAUUUACAUGUAUUCAAUUAUUUUUGUUACUUAUAAAGAAUAUUUUGAAGAGUGCAGUUUGGUUCAUUAUGGACUUUCCAUUGGAAUCAUUUCUACUCUGGAUUUUUAAUAGUUCUUAUUAUCAAACUAAACUAAUUUUGGAAGCGCCUAGAAGAGAUUUAAAACAAUGCUCAUUUUUACGAUUAAAACUUACCAGAAUCGAUUUUCAUGAAAUGUAUACACAGAGUCAUUUAAUUCAUAAACCGUUAUUUCCUAAACGCUUGUCUAUCAGUGAAUUAGUAUAUCGUCUUAUAUGUGCACAAGAUAUUCGAUGA